Molecule: messenger RNA, 528 nt
Organism: Tympanuchus pallidicinctus (lesser prairie-chicken)
Lineage: Eukaryota; Metazoa; Chordata; Aves; Galliformes; Phasianidae
Product: feather keratin 3-like
Exons: 3
Coding region: 1-528 (175 amino acids)
Cellular component (GO): intermediate filament
Molecular function (GO): structural constituent of cytoskeleton
Source: RefSeq, a predicted model, not a curated record
AUGGAUUUACUGUGGAGAAGUCAUGGUCUGAUAUACCUGGAGGGAGAAUUUACAUUUGAGGUGAGUCUCUGGGAAAAUUACAGUGUGCGUAAAGAGACGGUGGGCCUGGGGCAGUGCUGGAGUGGUAUAAAAGCAGGCCCAACUCCUCUCUCAGUCAUUCGCUCCUCUUGCCUCCAUCUCCCAGGGAACGAGGUGCCCCUCCAGACACAAGACAUGUCCUGCUACGACCAGUGCCUGCCACGCCUGCCCUGCCAGCCCUGCGGCCCCACCCCUCUGGGCAGCAGCUGCAACGAGUCCUGCGUCAGGCAGUGCCAGGACUCCAACGUCUUCAUCCAGCCCUCUCCCGUGGUGGUGACCCUGCCCGGACCCAUCCUCAGCUCCUUCCCGCAGAACACCGCCGUGGGCUCCUCCACCUCCGCUGCCGUUGGCAGCAUCCUCAGCUCUGAGGGCGUGCCCAUCUCCUCUGGAGGCUUUGGCCUCUCUGGCAUUGGCAGCGGCAUCUGUGGCAGGCGGUUCUUCCCCUGCUAA